Molecule: messenger RNA, 327 nt
Organism: Hibiscus syriacus
Lineage: Eukaryota; Viridiplantae; Streptophyta; Magnoliopsida; Malvales; Malvaceae
Exons: 1
Coding region: 1-327 (108 amino acids)
Source: RefSeq, a predicted model, not a curated record
AUGCUGAAGGUGAAGAACAUCUGGGAUGAGAUUAGGGUGGUAAGUGAUCGAAUCGACUGGCAAAGGUUGGUCUGGUUUCCUGGCCAUGUCCCUAAGCAUAACACCAUCUCGUGGAUUGCUAUUCUGGGGAAACUCCCUACGAAGGAUCUAUUGAUGCGUAUGGGGAUGAGGGUCGAGAGUAGGGAUUGUUUGUUGUGUGAUAUCGCUGGGGAGAGUAGAGACCAUAUGUUCUUCGAUUGUCCUUACUCGAAGAGAUGUUGGGCCUCCGUCUUGGGGCUGUGCAGCCUUAUUAAGGGGAUCGGAGGAUGGAACGAGGAGUUGAAUUAG